GGCCGCCGCACACAGGAUCCCGCGGCGGCGGAGCGAGGCUGCGCGCGCCGAACAUGGCUGAGAAGCAGAAGCACGACGGGCGGGUGAAGAUCGGCCACUACGUGCUGGGCGACACGCUGGGCGUCGGCACCUUCGGCAAAGUGAAGAUUGGAGAGCAUCAAUUGACAGGCCAUAAAGUGGCAGUUAAAAUUUUAAAUAGACAGAAGAUUCGCAGUUUAGAUGUUGUUGGAAAAAUAAAACGAGAAAUUCAAAAUCUAAAACUCUUUCGUCAUCCUCAUAUUAUCAAACUAUACCAGGUGAUCAGCACUCCAACAGACUUUUUUAUGGUCAUGGAAUAUGUGUCUGGUGGUGAAUUGUUUGACUACAUCUGUAAACAUGGACGGGUUGAAGAGAUGGAAGCUCGGCGGCUCUUUCAGCAGAUUCUGUCUGCCGUGGAUUACUGUCAUAGGCAUAUGGUUGUUCAUCGAGACCUGAAACCAGAGAAUGUGCUAUUGGACGCACAGAUGAAUGCCAAGAUAGCUGAUUUUGGAUUAUCUAACAUGAUGUCUGAUGGUGAAUUUCUGCGAACUAGCUGCGGAUCCCCAAAUUAUGCAGCACCUGAAGUCAUCUCAGGCAGGCUGUAUGCAGGUCCUGAAGUUGAUAUCUGGAGCUGUGGUGUUAUUUUGUAUGCUCUUCUUUGUGGCACCCUCCCAUUUGAUGAUGAGCAUGUGCCUACACUGUUUAAGAAGAUCCGAGGGGGUGUUUUUUACAUCCCAGAAUAUCUCAAUCGUUCUGUUGCCACUCUCCUGAUGCAUAUGCUGCAGGUUGAUCCCCUGAAACGAGCAACUAUCAAAGACAUCAGAGAGCAUGAAUGGUUUAAACAAGAUUUGCCCAGUUACUUAUUUCCUGAAGACCCCUCCUAUGAUGCUAACGUCAUUGAUGAUGAGGCUGUGAAAGAAGUGUGUGAAAAAUUUGAGUGUACAGAAUCAGAAGUAAUGAACAGUUUAUAUAGUGGUGACCCUCAAGACCAGCUUGCAGUGGCUUAUCAUCUUAUCAUUGACAAUCGGAGAAUAAUGAACCAAGCCAGUGAGUUCUACCUCGCCUCUAGUCCCCCAACUGGUUCUUUUAUGGAUGAUAGUACCAUGCAUAUUCCCCCAGGCCUGAAACCUCAUCCGGAAAGGAUGCCACCUCUUAUAGCAGACAGCCCUAAAGCACGAUGUCCACUGGAUGCACUGAAUACAACUAAGCCCAAAUCUUUAGCUGUGAAAAAAGCCAAGUGGCAUCUUGGAAUCCGAAGUCAAAGCAAACCAUAUGACAUUAUGGCUGAAGUUUACCGAGCUAUGAAGCAACUGGAUUUUGAAUGGAAGGUAGUGAAUGCAUACCAUCUACGUGUAAGAAGAAGAAACCCAGUGACUGGCAAUUAUGUGAAAAUGAGCUUACAGCUGUACCUGGUUGACAAUAGAAGCUAUCUUUUGGACUUUAAAAGCAUUGAUGAUGAGGUGGUGGAGCAGAGGUCUGGUUCCUCAACGCCUCAGCGGUCCUGUUCUGCUGCUGGCUUACACAGACCACGGUCCAGUUUGGAUUCUGUAACUGCGGAGGGCCAUUCACUCUCUGGCUCUCUCACGGGCUCCUUGACCGGAAGCAUGUCGUCCUCUGUCUCACCUCGCCUGGGCAGUCACACCAUGGAUUUUUUUGAAAUGUGUGCCAGUCUGAUCACUACUUUAGCACGCUGAUGAUCUUUCCCUAGUUUUUUUCUUUCUGUUACUGCACUGUGAAAAUCAGAUAUAUUCUUUAAAUUAUUAUUUUACUUAUGGCUAUCACAUACUCUGAAGUACUGGUUGAGAGCCGUGACUGUCUUCAGGGGACACAGUACCAUUGAAAUUUACUGAAAAGGAAAAGUCUGACAUUUUAUGUACUGUAGACAUCUGUAAUUCUGUUUUGCCUAUUAUAAAUUCACGUAGGCAGUGUCUUUAAUAUGUGAACACUUAUGAAGAUUAUUGUUAACCUAAAAUUGUGGAUUCACUGUAGAUGACUAAUAUACCUUUACUGGUGACUAUCUCAGUCAACAGGUAGUUUGGCAACAUCUUGCUUUACUGUUUAGUGUAGAUAAAUCCUGUUUGCUUCGUAAAUUUCAGCAGGCUUUAAGCUGUGUUUAUGCACAAUAUUUAAAAAUAACAUAAAUAUUAGUAAGAUAGUAUUUAAAUGUUGAAAUCUUAAGAGCCAGCUCCCCGUCCCCCAAAUUUUAGAACCAAAUUCUACUAGCAGUUUCUGCAGAUAUUGCCCAGUGUUCAACAGAAGGGCUGUGGUCCUGAAACAGGUAAUGGUCAUUUCCAGGUUCCUUCAAAACAGCUAUAACCAACCAGAGGUUUUAUCUUGAGAUUUUCCUGAAUAACAUAUAUAAGAGCCUUCAAGGUUCUACUCAGUACUGGAACAUCUGGAAUUAUAACUUUUGUCUUUUUCAUAAACUUGUAUCAUUUUACAACAUGCCUUCAAAAUCUACCUUUCUCAAGUUCUUUUUCACUGUAUUUAUUUUUGUACUCCACCGAGCAUGAUAAAAUAGUUAAAUGAAACAAAGCAAAAUGUCAACAGUCCCUUAAGGAGAACUCUUGCCUUUGGUCUCUUACUGUGUGUGGUGGUGAGGAGUGUGUACCUGUCCUUUUGCAUCCUGUAAUGCUAAUUACUCAUCAGAAGUUUGUUAUUGUAGUCACCCCACUCCCUCACCUUCCCUAAUCACCUUUGUCUUUGCUUAUUGUUUGACCCUUAGUGGCUGAUGGACUUAGUUUUGAAAUCUUUUCUGGUUCUCUGUCUUUGUUCUACAUCUUGGUUGCUAGCCAUCCAAUUUGAAACACUGUUCUGGCCUUAAGGGCUUUUGUGUACUUCCAAAGCUUCGUAGGCUUGUGACCUUCACUGUUGAACCUGUUAGGGCAGGGAAGCCUUAAACAUUCAAAAAAAAUCUCUCUUGAAUAAAUAUAUGUGUUGUUUACAUAUAUACAUAUAUGUAUUUGUAUACCAGUGCUUUUAAAGGAAAACCAAACUUUUUUUUCUUUUUUGGCUUUGUGCAAGUUUUUUAAGGCUUAAAAAAAACCCUAUAUAAAAAGCAGGGUAGAUAAUAGCCCAUUGAUUAUAUUCUGUUUUAGUAAAAAAUAUUUAAUUUUUAAAUUAUGUGUAAUUUAUCUAAUUUGUAUUUAUUCAUCUUGUUUGAUAUGUUGUAAUUAACAGUCUCAUUCACCUGACUUACCCUAGAAAUGAUUAAGUGUUUAAGCUCUUGAAAACAAAAAGUGAACACUUCCUUGACAGAUUUCUCUCUCUUUGCCAAAAAGAACGUGUUUUCUACCAAGAAGCAAAUGAGAAUGUUAAGCCAAAUCUCUCUUGUGUUUGGGAAGGACAAGUACGUCUGUCUUUAAAGAGCGUUGAGUCAGGAGUUUGCAGUUUGUCACAUAAUAUUGUUUAGCAGAACUUUAAAAAAUGGUAUUACAUAACUUUUAAGUAUGACUUAAUAUCAAAAUACAAGGAAUCCUUGUUUGCCAAUUUGAGAAAGAGAGUGGGGUUGCAGUUAAGGUGUUUUAAAAAUUUAAACCUUUGGAAGAUUGCCAUCUAGUGGCAUCAAAGUAUACUUUUUUGUGUAUAUUUUUAUAGGGAUAAGCAGUCCUGCUGCAUUAAUCUCGAUGUGUAUAUACAUCUGGCAAAAUUUUGGCCCCAACAAAUGUGUACAUACCUCUUCUGGGAAACACAGGGCCACCUCAUAAUACUUGCCUGUUAAUGGGAUGACCUUCAAAAUAAAUUAAUGUGACUCCUUACUCCCAAUGACAAAAUCCCUAAUAAUUUUGAAGGCAGAGAAACAGUAGGAAGGAAUCCAGUGGCAUUUUAACUUCCUUAGUUUAAUGAAUCAGAUGUUAGAAACAUAUUAAAAUUGCUUUAUAUGGUUAUCAUGUUUUUUAAAGUUAAAAAAUUAUUUACUAUUUUUUCAUUCUUGCCAGUAUUUAUGAAUAUCUACAUUUCCAUAGCUACGUGUUUUCAGAGAACCAAGGGUCACAGUUUGGGUUUUUGUAUGCUGAAGUUUUUAGAGACAGCUCUUCUGUGAAUGUAGCUGAUGUGAUACAUUGGUCUGCAGAGAGAAGAUUACAGGAGGCUCAGUCCAGCAUGAUAGGUCUAGAACAUCUUCAUAGGAGUCUCACUGCAGCUCAUGCAGGAUGAGGGAAAGAAUCAGUUGCUAAAUUCCCACAUUUCAGUCUUGUAACCUGGAUGAGUGUGGAUGUGGUAUGUGGUAGACAGACCUGGGGUAGGAACACUUUCUUCAUGUUAUGAUUUUGAAGGAGAACUCUAUUAUUAGGCUACAGAUAAAGUCUUAGCUAUAUCGUGGAAAAGGAGUCCAUAAUGGUUCUAGAACAGCAUUUCUGAAACUGCAUUCUGUGAGAUGCUCUGCAGAAAGGGGGUUUCAUUGAGCAAGUCUGAUAAAUGAAACAUGUUACUCUCCUGCUUAAAGAUGACAAAGGAUGUGACCAUUAAAGACUUUGACCAGUCCUUCUGUGGAAAAAGAAAAUCAUUUAAAUUUGUUUAAUCCUGCUUUGUCCAAAUUAAUUUAAACAUUGUUUUAAACUUACUAUCCCUUGGGGGAAAAAGCAUAUUUGGAAAAUAAGAUUUUAAGAAAAUUAUCUACCAGGUUGCCAUAAUUAGGUAGAUAAAAAUAAAACUAAGAUUUCAUUUGCCCUUAUCAGUUGUUGGAGAGAAUCUGAUUCAAAAUCAGAAUUAUUUUAAUCUGUAUACAUAUUCAUCUUGGGCGAACACUGGGUUAGUGGAAUUUUGCAUGCCUACAACUUACUUCAUAGCACUUUGAUUGUCUUAAUCAGGUUUGGUAUUUUGUGGAGAGCAAAAUUUAUUCUUUUUUUGUGUUGAAUGGAUAAUUAAAAAACCUUAAAUAAGAUUACUUGUAAAAAUGGUGUAAGAGACUAGUGACUAAUGCUUUGGUUCAAUGGGUAAUGAGUCAAUAGCUUUGAUUCCUUCUUUCAGAAAGUGUACAUUUCAGUGAACAUUUUCUGAACACUUUUAUAUAAGAACACACCAAAUUUAGAUCUAAUUCCGGUUAUUCUUCAAUGAAGGAACAAACAACAUCCCAAAUUACGUAUGUAGGGUGGGAGGCAGACGAUUACAAGUUGGGCUUUUGUUUUGAUCAACAGACAUUUGAGACUCUUUUGUAACCUCUGGUGUUUGCAUUCCUUGAUACUUGCUAGCCAUAAAGAGAAUCCAGGAGCCUAAAUUAUUCGGAAGUAACAGUAUUCCAUGUCAGCCAAUUGGCUAUAUGUAGGACAGACGGUUCUCCCCUUUCCUUUCUGCAAAUAGGUUUCCUGUGACAGUUACAUAAUCCUGGGCUUGCUUUCUCUUAUUCCCUAGCCAGUUUGUACUCAGGGAAUACGAAUUGAUUUUUAUAUUAGAUGAGACAUAAUUGAGAAAAUAAUCAUAGACAACUGUUACAGAUUCUUUGACUAUUUGAAUUUAUCUGAAAAUGUACAUUUUAUUGAAUUAAUCUAAGCAAUGUACCUUCGAUUUUAUAAACUAAAUGAUCGUGGAAUCUGCCUGCCAUAGGCACUGCAUCUUUGUCUCUUCACUGAUUAAAAUCUUGUUAAUGACUGUGAAAUCUAAGUAUCUAAAUGCUAGACAUACUCACAGUUUUGUCUAUUUUUAUUUCUUUUUAAAAGACCUCCACAUUUUCAGUUUGGCAUUUCUUUACCUGAUACUUUUGUCACUCUGUGACUUUUUAAAUAGAGAAUGUACUUUUUUAAGAUAAUAGAUCUCAGAGACUCUAAAAUUCUGGAUGAGGGAUCUGUGCAAUUUGUAAGUCACAUCCUGUGUUGGGCUUCAUUUUUAUAACCUCUGAAGUGGAAGGGAUAGAUUAAAAGACCUCUGGGUUACCUUUGAGCUUUAAAAUUGUCUCUUCUCUGCCUUUUCAUAUGAUUUGUAUUAGCAUUCACUUUUUACAUGCUGAGAGAUUGUAUACUAAUGUGAAUGAUCUAUAUUUGCUUGGCGAGGUGUUUUGAAGAUACAUACUUGAAUGUUUUUCUAAACACAGCUGCCCCCCUGCAAUAUAAAUGACAAAAUCAUCCAGAAAACGAAACAUGUUAAAAUAUUAAUAUCAUGUAUGUGUAUUUGCCAUACUGCAAAAGAUGAUGAAUUUGGAAUGAUGGAAGUGUUCCAUACAUUUUAAUAGUGAUUGUGGCUCAGCUGAUAAAGAAUCCACCUGCAAUGAAGGAGACCUGGGUUCAAUCCCUGGAUUGGGAAGAUCUCCUGGAGAAGGGAAAGGCUACCCACUCCAGUAUUCUGGCCUGGAGAAUUUCAUGGACAGUAUAGUCCAUGGGGUCGCAAAGAGUCGGACACGACUGAGUGACUUUCAUGUCACUUUAGAUCCACAGACCCUCCAUAUCUAUUAACUUAUUUAAUACAUUACAAUCACCUUGUGUGUUAAUGAUUUUCCAGAUGAGAAAGCAGGACCAGAAAGCUUUUCACAAGCUUUAAUGCCAUAUAAUGUUCAAUGAUGAUCACUGUUCUUUAUGUGCCCCCUUCCCUUGGGGGAAACAGUCUGAAACAUCUUAGUAGCUAAGUAAUAAAGAUAAACAUAGAUGCAUUGCUUUCAAGUCUUAGAAUGACAUGAAGUAGUCUUAAUAUUUUUUAGUUUAUUUGAAUGAGUUGAUUGUACUAACUAGAUAUAUUUAUGAUUAUAUAUUGAUUUUUAUUAAGUACUUCUAAGUUAUUGAGGGUGCUUAAAACUACUGAAGAAAUUUUUUAGGCCAUGGUUCUUCCUUUAUUUACGUGAUUCUUAUAGCACAGUGCUUUUUAAAAAAGUAAAACCAGCCCCAACUCCUAUCUUAAAUUAUCAUAAUUUUUGACUACUAAUCUAAAUUAGGCUUAUCUAAAUUUCAUAUACAAGUUGGUAAUUUUUCAUUUCAUAUGCAUAUUAGAUGACAAGAUAUUACUCUCAUAAAGUAUAUUUCUAUUCAUAAACUACCAAGUAUUAUCAGCUUGAUACAGAUUCUUCCAGACCUUACAGAAAUUUGAAAUGUAAUUUAUGUUUGAGCUUUUAAGAGUAUAUCUUAUUUACACAAGUUGCUGGCAUCCUUACCAGCCUUUUCCAUAUAGAAUUAUAAUGCAUUUGAUGCCACUGAACAGUAAUAACAUGAAGAACAGGACCCACAGUAUAGACUAGAUUAAGUUUUAAUUCAGCUUUUUCAGCCAUAACCUGAUAAGAAUUAGGCUGGGUCUAGAAGUGAUCAGAUUGUGGGACUGUGUUAAUUUUGUGAGUCAGUGUUUACUGCCAGCCUUGCACAGCAAUGCCAGUUUGUAGCCAUGGUUGUGUAUGUGACUUUCUGUAACUACUGUUUAUAUAUAAAGCAGUUCAGAUGUUAUGGAAGUAGCUCAUGAUUUUAUCUGGACAAACAGGGUAGGUAAAUUUAAGUUACAUUUGAAAAAGUGCAAUUAAGGAAAUUCUAGAGUAGAAAGCUCUUUGGAGGAAAAAGUGAAGUGUUUAUAGAACAUUCUAGCAUGACAACACUUUAAAACAUAUAUAGAAUUUUGACAAGGUUCAUACAGUGUGAAUUUCUUAACUCAAGGUUUGCUCCUUUGUGUUGAUUUAUAAUUUCAAGGAAGGAAUAGGAACAUUCUACCCAAGGAGAACUACACAGUUAAUUUUUUGCUGUUAAUUUAAGCUUGCAUUUUUCACAAGUAAAAGUCCUUUUUAAAUUUUGUUACAAAGAAAAACCAUUUUUCUCGACAGGUAAUGAUUUCCUAAGGUGGAAAAGAGAAAUAGAUCCCGCUAAAGAAGCAAAACACCUUAAUUAAUUGUGCCUUCUCUCUUAAAUUGUAGGAAUAAUAAUUAGUUAAAAACUUAUUUAAACUGUGUUUUUUCCCUAAUUCUUCUUAUUUUUACUUGUCUGUCCUCCACAGUCACAUUGUCUGCUUUUGCCUGUUUGUUUUUGGGUUCCUUUGGCCAGACCUCACUGUCAUUGUCAGAAAUUGUUCACUAGGUGUGUCUGUUUAUGUCGUUCACUUUUUAAGUCACCUUGGUAAAUGUUUGGCUGCCUUCUCAUGGUUUUGAAAUGAAAGCGAUGAAUAGCAAUCUUUAUAUUUCAACGCUUUAAAAAGUUUGUAAGGGAAAUAAAUAAUGCAGAGCAAAGAACAAAAUCUAAUUUGGAAUCUGAUUCUCAGUUUGGCUGCUGUGGCAGCAGCAGGUCAUUUAACCUCAUUUAAUGUUUUCAUCUAUAAAAUAUGGGUAAUAACCUACCUCACAGAUAUGUGUGAGAAACUGUUUGGAGGCCCUUGUUUAAAUACAGGGUUUAUCAUCAUAUUUAAUGUAAAUCCCUUUUUUAAAAAUAGAUACCUUUGAUACUAAUAGGAUGAGUAUCUUGAUUUUAGGUAAGUUAUGUGGUAAGAACGUAGUAGAAAAAUGUUUAGGAACACAAUUUCACAAAUUAUGGUAUUCUUAUUUUAAGUGACUUUUGAAAUUUCUUAAAAAUAUCAAAUAUUCAAAUAUUAAAUUUGUCUUUUGUUGCAAGAGAUAUUCAGAACUUCUUAAUAUGUUGGCUGAAGAUGCCUUAACAUACCAAAUUACAGCUUUCUCUCCAGACUACUCACAAAUAUCUAUGGUUGUACAAUGUUUUGAGUGUUUAAUGUAAAAUUGUUAUAGAACUGUGAACUCUGAGCAUAGUAAUCUUAAUAUUGUUUUAGGAAGAAUGCUUGUGUUCUGUAUCAUACAUGCUUAAAUAUCACACAGUGACUUUGGAGUGCAACAAACAAAACUGAAAGUUGACAGCCGUCAGGUUGUUGUGUCCGUGACAAUCAUAAGAAAAUAUAAGAUUGGAUAUUGUUCAAAAAAACUUCAGGAACAUCUUUGGGAAAAAUAUUCCAUAGGCUGAUAUAUUUACCCAUCAAAGCACUUGAUUACAUAUCUAGUAAGAUAAUUUUUUUAACUGUUAAAAUUGGGAUCAUGUUUUAUAAUUCAUUUAAGAAACAAACAAAAAAAAGACCAGACUCUUAGUGCUUUUGUGUUUUAAUAACCAUAGAUGCAAAUUUCAGUUUUGUUAUAUAUAUAUAUAUUUUUUGUGAAUGUUAAAUAAUCAGUGGAAGGAUCUGUCUUCCAGCAACUGUGUGCUAUGGGUGUCCUCUUGAAUUACACAGCAUUUCAUAGUUACAGGUUCUCCCUAGUUAAUAUUUGCACUGUACAAGCUCACAGGUAACAAACACAAAAGAGAAAUGAUUACUUCCGAGCUUUUUUCACAAAAUCAAAUUAAAG
Molecule: messenger RNA, 9256 nt
Organism: Dama dama (fallow deer)
Lineage: Eukaryota; Metazoa; Chordata; Mammalia; Artiodactyla; Cervidae
Gene: PRKAA2
Product: protein kinase AMP-activated catalytic subunit alpha 2
Exons: 9
Coding region: 54-1712 (552 amino acids)
Biological process (GO): protein phosphorylation; intracellular signal transduction
Cellular component (GO): cytoplasm
Molecular function (GO): AMP-activated protein kinase activity; ATP binding
Source: RefSeq, a predicted model, not a curated record